Molecule: messenger RNA, 1145 nt
Organism: Diospyros lotus (date-plum)
Lineage: Eukaryota; Viridiplantae; Streptophyta; Magnoliopsida; Ericales; Ebenaceae
Product: histone H1
Exons: 2
Coding region: 127-942 (271 amino acids)
Biological process (GO): negative regulation of DNA recombination; chromosome condensation; nucleosome assembly
Cellular component (GO): nucleus; nucleosome
Molecular function (GO): double-stranded DNA binding; structural constituent of chromatin; nucleosomal DNA binding
Source: RefSeq, a predicted model, not a curated record
UUUUGGAUCACAGCAACGAAUAGAUAGAUUUUUAGGCGAUAGAUCAAAUCUCUCAGAUCUUUGGUUUUCAGUUUUGAUUUGUGUACUCGAACCCCUAGUUCGAUUUCGGUUUUGUGUAUUUCCCAAAUGGCGGCGAGUGAAGAGCCUGUUGUUGCGGUCGAGUCGGCGCCGGAACUGGCGGCCUCAGAGCCAGUGGCGGAGGAGCAACAGGCGGCGAAGGCCGGAAAGACGAAGAAGGCGAAGGAGCCGAAACCGAAGAAGCCUGCGGCUUCGAAGAAGCCUAGGGGCUCUCCCACGCAUCCUCCUUACAUAGAGAUGAUCAGUGACGCGGUUGUGACGUUGAAGGAGAAAAGCGGGUCGAGUCAGUACGCGAUUGCGAAGUUCAUUGAGGAGAAGCACAAGCAAUUGCCUCCGAACUUCAAGAAGUUGCUGUUGGUCCAAUUGAGAAAGCUUGUGGCCUCUGGCAAGCUUGUGAAGGUCAAAGGUUCGUUCAAGCUGCCGGCAGCUCGUGCUUCUGCGCCGAAGUCGGCUCCUGUUGCGAAAAAGAAACCGGCGGCAGCGAAGCCUAAGACUGCUCCCGCGGCUAAGGUCAAGAAAUCGCCGGCGAAAGCUAAAGCUGCCGCGCCUAAGGCUAAAGCUGCGGGAAGGCCUAAGUCAGCUCCCACCUCCAAGCCGGCUGCGAAGCCAAAAGUUGCUCCUGCAAAGCCAAAGGCAGCCGCCAAGCCUAAAGCUGCGGCAAAGCCGAAGCCUAAGCCAAAGCCCAAGGAGAAGCCGGCUAAAGCUGCGAGAACGUCUAGUAGAACCUCUCCAGGAAAGAAAAUUGCUGCCGCAAAGCCCAAGACGGUGAAGUCGCCGGCGAAGAAAGCUCCGGCUAAGACAGCGAAGGCCAAGACUGUGAAGUCGCCGGGGAAGAAAGCACCGGCGAGGAAAGGAAGGAAGUGAGAAGGGGAGAGUUGCUAUGUGUAGGGUUAGUCCUGUAAAGUAAUUGAUCUAUGGUACAUCUUGGUUCCUUUUGGAAGUUAUAGUAUCGUUUUCUCUUUAUUUUCUUUCCCAGGCUCUUAAGUACUUGAAAUACAGCGUUAGAUGUACUAAUUUGUUGAAUCGAUUUCGUGGAGAAUCAGAGUUCGAGUUUUCAUGGUGCUCAA